GAAUGUAGCUGCACAUAGCUAUGUUUGCAUGUUAUUAACUGUACAAAAAGCUGCAUGCUUGUAAAUACGUACAUCAAUAAAAUAAACAUUAAUUCAAAAUUAAGCCACACGAGGCUAGUAGCUAUCUACGUGCAACCUACCUACCUAUCUACCUGCAAUAAUUAUAACAACGUAUUUACUGCGAAACUCUUCUAAUCCUCUGAGUAACAGUAUGGAAUUUGCAUAGUGUCCCCCCCACCCCCCACCCCCCACCGCCGCUGCAGUGAGUAUGGAGGUCAAGUAUUUGCUUGAUUAUUUCAUGGUUCAUGAGAUUUGGGUCAACUGUCUCCCUCGCUUAAGCCGGAGGUCCCCAGCUUAAAGUUCCACUUCUUAAACGGAAGGCUUUCGUAAGUGCAUUCAUGUUAUAUUUCCCAGUGUGUUCUUGCCAAAACUUGGACAAACAAGCCCGGAUGCUCCCUGGGAUUUCCCCUCUUGCACCCCGCCCCCUGCAGUGGCUGUUUGCCCUUAUAUGUCUGCAGGGGUGCAAAUGACAGGAAGACUUUUGUUUAUGUGUGCAGGAGCUGUCACCUUGCUUGAGGUAGCACCAGUCCGGAUGUUGUCCGAUGUACUGCAGAUCGUCAUGGCAACCACGGGACCGUUGGUGAUUCCAGACCACUUUUAAAGGUGACAUAUGCUUCCAACUUUGCAGGACUUGGGGCCACACAUGGACGUUAAGAUGCAGGAAGUGACCGGCCGCUUUGCCAAGGGGGUUUAGACUCAAUGGCUUCCGCCCAUUGGAGAGCUUGUUUAGUAAUGUUGUCACUUUUCCUUAAACCCCCACCCCCACCCCCACCCCACCCCCACCCCCCCCACCCCUCCAUCCGUUCUUCUCACAAUGCCUGGAAGCAGCCGAGACCCACAUGUCCCACUCUGUUUUCUUUGUCCAUGUUGUCCUUUUUUUAAAUUACAAAGCGCUGCAAUGAUCCGUCUAAACAGCAAAUCAGAGCGUAAGCAUGCUUGCUGACACUGACGUCUUGUGAUGGCUUCGCUCUCCACAGGACUAAAAAAUAGUGGAACAUUUUUGACAGAAUUCAUUGCCUUAAGACAGGGGUGUCCAAACUUUUUCCAGUGAAGGCCACAUACAUAAAAUUUGAAGGAUGCAGACGGGCCACUUUGAUACAUUUUGUAUAUUAAAGACACGAAAACUAAUCCAACGUAGACCAAUAUAUGCCCCGCUAUCUGAACAAAGCAUCCCCAUCGCAUAGCUUUGUGUUAUAGGUACAAAGCAUUGGUUUAAUAACUAAUAAUAUAUUCCAUGACUAAUAGUUUAAUUGUAUUUUAAGAAUAUGCUGAGGGCCAAUAAAAAACAAGCUGUGGUGUAAUAAAAAACUCUGGACACCCCUGUGUGUGGAGGAUAGGCCCUUUACUCAAAAGUAUUACACAAUGCUGCUUCAGCAAAGUAAGAUAAUGCCAAUCAAUUAGUGUCUCUUUGAACGCAGGUUACACCCAUUAUGAGGUAACUUUCGCCUAUUUUUUUUUAUUGAUAUGUGAUCCCUGUAGCUCCCAUGCGUGACCCCUGCCCAGUGCCUUUUCUCCUCCCUUGUCUCGUACUUGCUUAUUAUUAUUGACGGAUGUAGUGCACUGGAGUUUUUUCAUCCACGUCUCUGAGCAGCUACGCAGGAUGCAUUUAAAAGUUUGUGUGUGUUGGGGACCAAGUGGGGUUGGGGGGUGGUGGAGGUGGUGGGCGGCGGGGGUUUAGUUCCUGCACAUCUGUCGGCUGCAUUUCUCCCAAGGCAGGGAAAAGGCUGUUUUUCACCAAUGAGCAGACGGGGUCUCCCAGCUAGAAGCCACAAUGUUGUCUGGCUUCCUUCCACUUUGUCAUCAGAACACAUCCACGCUCUCUUAAGCUCUAAAUUGCUUUGCUGUGAACUCCCACUAAUAAUAAUAUCAUGUGUUAUGAGCCCUGUGUUAAUGUUAACAAUUCAACAGUCCAUCUUCCAGCUUCCCCUGUCCUGGAGAGAGGUGAAGGCUGUCGGAAAGCGUCGGUGGGGGGAACUUGAUGUUUUGAUGGCUUGUCCCUGGACAAUGAAGCACGUAAGCGCCUCUCCUCGCCUCAUCAAUAUUUUUUUCAGCAGGACCCCACAACGCUUUCCUGCCAUUGCUUUGCUCUCAGCAAUGGGGGUUUAGACAAACUAAUAGCCCACUAAAAAUACUUGGACCUCAGAGCGCCGGCCAGGCCUUUUCCUGCGCGUGGGCCAUUGAGGAAAGAGGAAAUACAAGGAGGGGUGUGCGGGUGGUGGGGGCUUCUCUCAACAUUAUAAAGAGUCUCCUCUCUGCAUCCUCCUCACACACUGCUGAUCAGAGCCAGUGCAAACCCCCAUCCCCACCUUCAUGUGUGACUGUAGGAGCCUGAGGCGAGGGGCUUGAGGUCAGCACGGGCACGUCGGUUCUCGUCCCUGCUGGUCGGGGUACGAGUAGGGAGCUGGUCUCACCUAACACAAGUGUCCGGGACACUUGUGUCUAUUUAUUCUUUGUCUUACACAUCAGUAGGACAGCAUGAUGGAAGCGGCGGAAAAAUCCAGAGUGUCCAGUGGCUACGUGAAGGAGUUCACUCGCCACUGCAACGACGUGCUGCUCAACCUCAACGAACUGCGGCGCCGUGGCAUCUUGACAGACGCCACCCUAGCGGUGGGUGACGUGCACCUACAGGCGCACUCUGCAGUGCUGGUGGCCUGCAGCGGCUUCUUCUAUUCGCUCUACACACAUCACAUGUUGCUCCAGAGUGACAGCAGAGAGCAGUUCAUGACUGUGUCCCUCCCCAGCCACCUGGAGCCAAGCAGCGUUUCCCUCCUGCUGGACUUCAUGUACACCUCCCGCCUCCCACUGACGCCCGCCAUCGCCCCUGGCGUGCUGGCUGUGGCAGCCUACAUGCAGAUGGACCACGUGGCGGACACCUGCCGGACCUUCAUGCAGCUGCACUGCAGGGAAAAUAUAAGCAUGAGACAGCCCCAACUGGUGCUGGACCCCAGGGUGUCUGUAGCCUCUGUGGCCCCUAAAGGUGUAGACCUGCCUGAUCCUGGACCACUAAAGUUUGCCCAGGCAGCAGAGAUGGUCAAGUUCCCAGGGGAGGCCGGGCGUCCGCUCAUGCCAGGGGCUUUCCCUAGCCGGAAGCCUGGUUGUGAAGAGAUGAAAAAGGAGCCUGACUCGCCCGUUCCAGGUAUCCCGGCUCCGUCUCCAGACAGUCCUGCACGCUCCAGCUGCCAGCCCAGCUCACCUGCUGAGUCCAAAACCUGCAACAAAAACCUGGUGAGUGACACCAAAACCACCCCUGACCCAAAGGUCUGCAACUGGAAGAAGUACAAGUACAUCGUCCUCAAUCCUCUCUGUGCUGGGAGCAAUGUGAAGGAGGAGGCGGAGGAAAGCACCACCGUGACCCUGCAAGCCCCCACAGAGGCGUGGCCUGGAGAAGUGCCCGGUCAGAUUAAUAGACAGGGGCAGGCCUCCUGCUACGCUGGUUCUGGCCGAGCCCCUCCCCUCGGGCCAUGCACCUCAUUGGAGGAUGGAACAGGCGCCACUCAUGAAGCCGUAAAGAGAGAACGCUACUGCACGCCUUAUGGUUACCAUAGCAACAGCGGAGGAGCCAAAACCGUCCUGUCGGGUGAGAAGCCGUACCGCUGCACCGUGUGCAGCGCCCAGUUUAAUCGGCCCGCCAACCUGAAGACCCACGCUCGCAUUCACUCCGGAGAGAAGCCGUACCGCUGCGACACCUGCGGCGCACGGUUUGUUCAGGUUGCUCACCUGAGAGCGCACGUGCUGAUCCACACGGGGGAGAAGCCUUACCCCUGUCACACCUGCGGCACUCGCUUCCGACACUUGCAGACCCUCAAGAGCCACCUGCGCAUCCAUACAGGAGAAAAGCCAUAUUCGUGUGAAAAGUGUGACCUCCACUUCCGACACAAGAGCCAGCUCCGCCUUCACCUGCGACAGAAACACGGCGUUGUCACCAACACCAAGGUGCGCUACAAGGUCCUGACCGAGCCCUACCCACCCAUUCUGCAGGCCUGCUGAAGAAAGCUCUCAAGCACGGUCUCCAAAAUCAUAAUUGAUUAGGGCAGGGGUGUCCCGGGGGCAUUUUUGCCUGCAGCUCAUUUUUUACUGGCCUGCGGCACUUGCUAAAAAUACAAGUAGUUUAUUAUUAAUGAGAUUUAUUAUUAGAUAUACUUAUUUUCUUUGUCACCGAUAACAUAAAGCUCUGAUGUUUCAUUUUGAUAUCUUACCAUAUAUUGACCUACACUGGAUCUUUAAUGCACAAAAUAUAUCAAAAUGGACCCCCAGCAUCCUGCAAUUUCUCUGUAUGCCACCCUGGACACCCCUGCAUUAAGGGAAGCUAUUUUGACGCUACAUGGGCGUCCUUGUUGGAUUUGAAGUGAUGCAGAUGAUGCUACAGGAAGUAGUUUGGCAGGUUUGUGAAGAGUUGUGAGGAGAGAAUGAGAACGAGUAGAGGAAGACUAGAAAGAAAUUGUCAUGUUUGAGCAUGUACGCAAAUGGCUGGAAGGAAGUCUGAUCAGAGUUGGUUAAUAGCACUUAGUGUUGAUUUAGAAGUCGAGUUUUGCACUCACAUUUCUAUUUAAGUGGCUUGAUGUGUGGAGGCCUGGUGCCCACAAGCUGUUUUGUGAACUCCUUUACACUGCUGAAAGAGUCCAAGCAGGCAAAGGACUUUUGCAGACAUAUAACAAUACAACAUGUAGUCUAGAAACACUUAGGGAUUGGAUUUGCUGGCCAAAGAUUCUUUGUAUAAUUUGAAUUAAAUACUUUUUUUUUUUUAAA
This is a messenger RNA of Dunckerocampus dactyliophorus (ringed pipefish), 4806 nucleotides long. RefSeq names its product BCL6B transcription repressor (gene bcl6b). The record is from RefSeq and is a predicted model, not a curated record. Gene Ontology annotation, molecular function: protein binding; RNA polymerase II cis-regulatory region sequence-specific DNA binding; DNA-binding transcription factor activity, RNA polymerase II-specific. NCBI's taxonomy places the organism in Eukaryota, Metazoa, Chordata, Actinopteri, Syngnathiformes, Syngnathidae. The transcript has 12 exons. Gene Ontology annotation, biological process: regulation of transcription by RNA polymerase II. Gene Ontology annotation, cellular component: nucleus. Bases 2536 to 4047 code for a protein of 503 amino acids.